Messenger RNA from Penicillium vulpinum, 1005 nucleotides. Its product is annotated as Aldolase-type TIM barrel. Gene Ontology annotation, molecular function: transaldolase activity. Bases 1 to 1005 code for a protein of 334 amino acids. Gene Ontology annotation, biological process: pentose-phosphate shunt, non-oxidative branch; carbohydrate metabolic process. The record is from RefSeq and is a predicted model, not a curated record. Gene Ontology annotation, cellular component: intracellular anatomical structure. The transcript has 7 exons. NCBI's taxonomy places the organism in Eukaryota, Fungi, Ascomycota, Eurotiomycetes, Eurotiales, Aspergillaceae.
AUGGAUGAAUGCCAGAUCAAUCUGCUCCAGUACCUGUGCUCAAAGACCCAGGUCGAUGUCGACAGCUUUGAUGUUGAUAUAUCGACUGAAAUACCAGGUUGUGUCGAUGCAACGUCCAAUCAGGCAGAGAUCUAUUGCGAGAUGAUCAAGCCACGCCACGAUAGUUUGGUAAAGGAAGUGCUUGCUUUCAGCACUAAUAUGAAGUCCGAAUUUCCGACUCUGAGGCUGGAGGAGCUAGCAUUUGAAGUCAUGGCAAUUCGGCUAGCCUUUCUUAUUAUCCCAAAUAUCACUGGUUCUGUGCAUGUGAUGGCGAAUCCGUGCUACUCGUACCACAAAGAGAAGAUUGUCGAGACUGGAACACGGUUACAUAAAAUCUGCAAUCUCCUAGAUCCCGCUUUCGACACGAAUCGGUUGAUCAUGAAGGUGGCCUCUACAUGGGAAGGCCUCCAAGCAUGUCGGGAAUUGACGAUUUGCGGGAUAAAGACUCUGGCAACCACGGUGUUUACGAUGGAACAAGCCGUUUUGGCCGGCGAGGCCGGUUGUAUUUCCAUUUCGCCUUUCGUUCACGAGGCUAAAGCACAUUUCGAUGAGAAAUACUCGGACGAAGUUCCCCUUCUUCAUCUAUGCAUCCAGGCACAGCAGUUCUACAAGAAGCGGUCAAUGAAUACAAAAGUCAAAGCAUGUGCUACGCUCUCGCUUGACGAGAUCCUACAGUUGGCUGGUGUGGAUGCGUUGACCAUCAUGCCCGAUGACCUGCGGAACCUUCUAAAGGGGACUGGCUGCACACGCUUGGCUGAAAGUCAAUCUUUGUUUGGCGAUACUUCUAUCCCUGACGGCGGCGACUAUCCUUCGUACCUUGAUGACGAGAGCACUUAUCGUCUUGACUUUUCUCGCAGUGGACAAGGUGCAGGCCAAUACAAAUUGAUGCAGGUCCUAGCAAUCUUUUCAGACUUCCAGUUCAAAGGAGAGGAAUUUAUGAAACCCCACCAGCAAUUUUUGAGCUAG